GUUGUAUACUCAUUUUUAACAAGAAAAAACUAUUUGAGUUUUAUUUCUUUUGAUAACUCUCGUCUUUCGACAUUUGUAUCGAUCUACUAGCAGCACUUCUAUAUAACGUAUAAUCUACAUCAUGUCGUCCAAAGUUCAGAAAAUUAUGGUUCAACCCAUUAAUCUGAUCUUCAGAUACCUUCAAAACAAAUCCAGAGUUCAAAUUUGGUUAUUUGACAAGACAGAUUUAAGAAUUGAAGGUCAAAUUAUUGGUUUCGAUGAAUUCAUGAACUUGGUUCUUGACGACAGCGAAGAAGUCGAUGUUAAAAAUAACACCAGAGUCAAAGUUGGCCGACUUUUAUUGAAAGGAGACAAUAUCACUCUGAUACAAGGUGUGGAAAACUAGAUAUAGCACUGAUCACAAACCAAACAAACAAACAAAACGAAAAAAAAGAAACGAAAGCCCUUUCGUGCUUCUUUCGUCCAUGACCCAUAAAUUAGCACAAUUCGUAUAUACUAUUUUUUUGAACUUGGCAGCAAGUUAGCAGAAAGUUAAUUUAUAUAUACACACAAAGAACUUGCCGAAUUAAACUGUGAAAAAAAUGUGAAUGAAUAGUAUGAACGAGCACGAUGACGCGAACGUGUUUGAUAUGAAAAGCUCGAAAUGAGAGAGAUUAUAACUACUCAAGA
Molecule: messenger RNA, 669 nt
Organism: Mycotypha africana
Lineage: Eukaryota; Fungi; Mucoromycota; Mucoromycetes; Mucorales; Mycotyphaceae
Product: small nuclear ribonucleoprotein-like protein E
Exons: 5
Coding region: 122-385 (87 amino acids)
Biological process (GO): spliceosomal snRNP assembly; mRNA splicing, via spliceosome
Cellular component (GO): precatalytic spliceosome; U2 snRNP; U5 snRNP
Molecular function (GO): RNA binding
Source: RefSeq, a predicted model, not a curated record